AUGGGAAAUUUGCUACGUGAUGAUGUGCAUGUAAAGAGCAAUCUUGGUGGUGGUGGUGGUAAUGGUGGUAAUGGUGUUGCUUUGAAAAUACACGAGGAAACUUGCGAGGAGAGAAGAAGGAGGUUUUUGCUCGAAGUCGAUGCAAAACAUGCUUAUGCAAACGAUAAAGAUGAUGCAACCAAACGAUUUCAGUAUUUACUUGGUUUGAGCUCAAUCUUUCGGAAAUUCAUAGAUUUGAACUCGUCAAGAGAUCCUGAAUUCAAGAAAAGAGUAAGAGAGAUUGACAACAAAAGGUUUUUCCAAGAAACAGCAAGGAAAAAAAAAAGGAGUAAUUUUCGUCGAAGAAAAACUGAAAAGGAAGAAGAUGCUGAGUUAUUACAAGAUGAGGUGAAUGAAGAUGACGAAGAACACCAACAUACCGUUUUAACCGAAUCCCCAUCUUUUGUGCAGGAAGGAAAAUUGAGAGAAUACCAAAUUGAAGGCUUGAAUUGGCUUAUUUCACUUUAUGAAAAUAGACUAAGUGGAAUAUUAGCUGAUGAAAUGGGGUUGGGAAAAACUUUACAGACAAUUUCAUUUUUGGGCUAUUUGAGGUACAUCAAGCAUAUUGAUGGACCCUUCAUUAUAAUUGUCCCAAAAUCAACUUUGGACAAUUGGAGAAGAGAAUUUGCUAAAUGGACUCCCGAAGUAAAUGUGGUUAUACUACAAGGUGACAAAGAUCAAAGAAACGAAAUAAUAAAGAACCGAUUGUAUACGGCUAAAUUUGAUGUUUUGAUCACAUCAUUUGAAAUGGUUUUAAGAGAAAAGAGCGCUUUAAAGAAAUUUAAAUGGGAGUAUAUUGUUGUGGAUGAAGCACACAGAAUCAAGAACGAACAAAGCUCGUUAUCCCAAAUCAUUCGUUUAUUCUAUUCAAGAAAUAGAUUACUAAUUACAGGGACCCCCUUGCAAAAUAACCUACAUGAACUUUGGGCCUUGUUGAAUUUUUUAUUACCGGAUGUAUUUGGCGAUUCUGAUCAAUUUGAUGAAACUUUUGACCAACAACAAAAUGGCCAUAGCAAUAGCAAUAGCAGCAGUAGCAGUAGCAGCAGCAGCAGUAGCACUACUGAAACUAUGGAUGAAAAAUCCAAAUUUAAAGUACAGGACAAGAUCAUACAAGAGUUACACCAGCUUUUAAGUCCUUUUUUACUCCGAAGAGUCAAAUCUGAUGUAGAAAAAUCCUUAUUGCCCAAAAUCGAAUCUAACGUAUACAUAGGAAUGUCUAGCAUGCAAUUAGAAUGGUACAAAAAAUUACUCGAAAAGGAUAUUGAUGCAGUUAAUGGUGUUGUUGGCAAAAGAGAAGGUAAAACUAGACUUUUGAAUAUUGUGAUGCAAUUGAGAAAAUGUUGUAAUCAUCCAUAUUUGUUUGAUGGUGCCGAACCAGGACCACCGUAUACUACUGACGAGCACCUUGUUUACAAUUCGGGAAAGAUGAUAAUUUUGGACAAGAUGUUGAAGAAAUUUCAAAAGGAGAAAAGUCGAGUGCUUAUAUUUUCCCAAAUGUCCAGAGUAUUGGAUAUUCUUGAAGACUACUGUUACCUCAGAGAUUACGAGUAUUGCCGUAUUGAUGGAUCAACGUCUCACGAAGAUCGUAUUGAAGCUAUUGAUGAGUACAAUGCACCCGAUUCCAAUAAAUUUAUUUUCUUACUUACCACCAGAGCCGGUGGUCUCGGUAUCAAUUUGACAUCGGCGGAUAUUGUCAUUUUAUAUGACUCGGACUGGAACCCACAAGCGGACUUACAAGCAAUGGAUCGAGCUCAUAGAAUUGGACAGCAAAAACAAGUUAAGGUAUACAGAUUUGUUACUGAAAAUGCAAUUGAAGAGAAGGUUCUUGAGCGAGCGGCACAAAAACUUAGGUUGGACCAAUUGGUUAUUCAACAAGGUCGACAAUCUAAUUCUAGUAAUAAUAACAAUGGCGUGGGAAAUUCAAAAGAUGAUUUGAUUGAAAUGAUUCAACAUGGAGCUCAGAAAGUUUUUGAAGGAGGUAACCAAACGGUUGACAUGGAUGAUGAUAUAGAAAAGAUUUUGGAAAAAGGUUUUGUAAAGACGAAAACAAUGAAUGAAAAGUUUAAUAAAUUGGGAUUGGAAGAUUUACAAAAUUUCACAUCUGAUGCAUCUGCUUAUCAAUGGAAUGGUAAGAAUUUCGCCAAAAAGGAAAAUAAUGGUUUAGGAUUUAGUUGGAUUAACCCUUCAAAAAGAAUUAGAAAAGAACAAACGUAUUCAGUGGACAAUUAUUAUAAGGACGUUUUAAAAGCACCACCGCCAGCAGUCAAGGAGAAAGCCGUUAGGCAAGUGUUUAUCAAGCCAAAAGCACCCAAGGUUUACACGGCACAAGAUCAUCAGUUUUUCCCACCUGGUUUAGCACAGCUACUUGAGAGAGAGCAACUAGCUUAUAAAAAGGAGAUCAAUUUUCAAUACUCUCUUGAAGAUUUUGGAGAUUCAGACGAGGAGUUUCUUGUUGAUGAAGACAAGGACGAAUUAACUCGAGAGCAAAAGAGACGUAAGGAGCAAGACAAAAUCAACAACGUUGAACCGUUAACUGAAGAGGAGAUUGCACUCAAAAACGAAUUAUUAGAAAAAUCGUUUUCCAAUUGGUCUAGGCGAGAUUUUACAAACUUUAUCCACGCUUCGGCCAAAUAUGGUCGUCACGAAUAUGGGAAAAUCUCUAAAGCACUAGGUCGAAACAGUGCAGGCAAAUUGAAUAAAUCGAAAAGAGAAACCGAGAGGUAUGCAAAGACAUUCUGGCAACAGUAUAAAUUAAUAGACGGAUAUGAAAAAUAUAUCAAUCAAAUAGAGACAAUGGAAAAGAAACGGGAGAAACUACAAAUACAUCAAAACUUGCUUGCUUCAAAAAUCGAAAAUUUGCAAGAUCCAAUGGAAGACCUUGUUAUUGUUUACCCACCGAACAAUUCGAAAAGAGUUUAUUCAAAACAAGAAGAUAAGUUCCUUUUAAACUGUGUUUACAAAUUCGGUAUAUUUGACGAAAAAUUAAAUUAUCGUAUAAAGCAAGAAAUUGAGGAUUCUGACCUUUUUAAAUUUGACUGGUUUAUUCAGUCAAGAACCCCACAAGAAUUGGGGAGACGUAUCAAUACACUUUUAUUGGCCAUUUCAAGAGAAGCUGAUGGAACAUUGAAUAAGAAACGAUUAACGUAUUCUGUUGGUGGAUCAAACGGUAGUUCUAGAAUUGGAUCUGUGGAACCGUCGUCGCUGAUAGGAAGCAGCGCCGAAAAACGAACACCUUCAGAGUUGUUGACUGAAAGUCAAACAAAGAAGGUGAAACAUUGA
This is a messenger RNA of Lodderomyces oxycetoniae, 3318 nucleotides long. It is a transcript of the gene ISW2, whose product is annotated as DNA translocase. The transcript has a single exon. Bases 1 to 3318 code for a protein of 1105 amino acids. Gene Ontology annotation, molecular function: ATP-dependent chromatin remodeler activity; DNA binding; histone binding. Gene Ontology annotation, biological process: regulation of transcription by RNA polymerase II; nucleosome organization. The record is from RefSeq and is a predicted model, not a curated record. Lineage: Eukaryota; Fungi; Ascomycota; Pichiomycetes; Serinales; Debaryomycetaceae. Gene Ontology annotation, cellular component: nucleus; chromatin.